Molecule: messenger RNA, 2715 nt
Organism: Exaiptasia diaphana
Lineage: Eukaryota; Metazoa; Cnidaria; Anthozoa; Actiniaria; Aiptasiidae
Molecular function (GO): signaling receptor activity; protein binding
Source: RefSeq, a predicted model, not a curated record
AAUAUCUUCAGAGGAGCGACCGGUGGUGUCAUCCUCAGAGAGCCAAAAACUGUUUACUAUUUGACUUGUCCAGUCCAUCCUCGCCGCAGAUACACCCACAAAUACACAUUACAAAAGGGUUUUUUUGCAAGGUGAACAAUGACUGGGCGUCUAUCUGGUUUAGUCGGAUGUCUGCUGAUCAUUGCUUGUGUGGAAGCAAUACCACGAAGAACGUACAAAGUAACCGUUAAGACAAGUUCUGGACUAGACGCCGGCUCUGCGCCUCAUGAUAGAGUAUUCAUCAAGUUAUAUGGUGAUAAACAUACUACUGAUUUUAAAGAACUCAAGGGGGACAUGAAUGCUUUUCAAAGAAACACAGUGACAACGUUUGCCAUCGAUGCUCUAGAUGUUGGAAAAAUCAAAAACUUUGAAAUCAAGAAGACUGCGAUGGGUAAAGAGGACAAAUGGAACCUUAAAGAGCUCACAGUAGAAGACCCUGAUGGUAAUAUGUACGAGGCGUUCUGUAAGUGUUGGUUGUCUCCAGAGCARGGUUUGGUGAAAUCACURACUCCAACAAGUGUCACGCACAAAAAGACUUUAAAUGACGAGAUCUCACCAACAAAGGGGCCGGAUAGUUCCCCAGUACCUGAGGAUGUUGGAGAUAACGAAGGUUUUUCUGGCCCUACACCACGUAUACAUGGAGAUAACGGCACUGUGACUACAACAAGUGGAAAUGGGACUACACCGACUGGAAAUGGAAAUACACCGACUGGAAAUGGGACUACACCGACUGGAAAUGGGACUACACCUUCUGGAAAUGGAACUACACCUACUGGAAAUGGGAGUACGCCCACCGGAAACGUUUCUCCGCCCGUAGACUCAAACGCACUAGCCAAAGAAAUUCUUUAUUACAUGAAUGCCCUUCGAUUGAAUCAUCUGGCUGGUCCACUGAUUAAGGAAAAAAAUAUGUCUGACAUCGCUGAAAAAUGCAACCGAUGGAAGUUCACAAGAGUGCCCUCCAGGGUUCAGUUACUAUGCUCGGUCAUGCUACUUGUAUAAGGAGACRCCKGCAUCAUGGUGYGGWGCUGUUCAAGGCUGYGCCGAGAGUACAGCUGCUCUGGCUUCACUUGAUACCAAGGAAACUAACAUAUUUUUAAGCGGGUUUUUAUCAGGGAGGGGAAAUGGAUCAGAUAUCGAAGCAUGGAUUGGAUUCAACGAUCGGUUGCAGGAGAGUCGAUAUCAAUGGACAGAUGGAGGAUCAGCYACCUUCCAUGCGUUUUUACCUACUGAACCAAGUGGUAAUGGAGAAAACUGYGUGGCUAUUAAGAAUACAAUGAAUGAGACAGGAUGGACAGACAAUAAAUGUGCAGCACCUUUGCCUUAUCUGUGUAGAAAACCYGUACAAGCUCCAAUCACAUACAAAAUAACGAUUCUCAUCGAAUCCAACCAACAACCYACRCAGCCUACAAACCCAUACUACAACACCAUUCCWUAUACAGGGUACAGUGCUGGUGGAUACCAAGGGGGGUACCCUCCCGUGGGACCAUAUGGUUCAUACCAAAGCAACCCCUAUGGAUUCCCUUAYGGUAAAAAGAAAUCAGAMGUUCCAAAAGCCAAACGAUCUCAUAUUCAACCWCAACAAGGAAKCAAGAARACAUACGUCCCAGGACUGACGGAUUUCGUUGCUCUUAUUAAAAAAAGAAUGUCAGCAUUGAGCGACCAUAAACUUGAUUUUGUUGGAGAUUCUUCAAUGAUUGGAUCGGACAGUGGCUACUAUGUCAGUGUCUAUCUUAAAGAACCAUCAGGAUCAGAUCCCAGUCCUGCUCAACCUCUACAAGAUUACCUUGAUGCAAAUGGUAACCAUCUUGCACCUAAUAAUACCGCUAAUGCUACCAUCGCAUGUGUGACCAUUGUAUGUGGAGGAGUUCGAUGUUCAAGUCAAUGCAGUACAUCAUGCAACACUCAGUGUAGUUCAUCAUGCUGUGCCGGCUACAACCCUCAUGGUACAACAGGAACCUCACCUUACCCAGCACCUUCACCAUACGGAGUACAAUACCCCUCACCAGUAUCAYCACCCUAUCCACAGCCUUCCCCAUACCCAAACCCCGUCCCCGUCCCCGGUCCGGUCCCAUUUCCUUACCCUAAUCCACCUUCCACUAACCCUACUGGGCCAAACCCGUCUGGAAAGCAAGGGCCAGCAGGCUGUAGUCGUCCAUGUAGUAGGAAUCGAGUCGGACAAUAUUGUCCAGCAUUCUGUCCCCCACAUUGCUGUAGAAAGCCGUACUAAAUGACAUUAUAUAAUACUAAAAAUCUUUCCAGUUUGUAUGGAUAGUAACUAGACAUAGAUCUGUAGAAAAUAGUAGAUAAUAAAUACCAGGUCGGAUUGGGUUCGGGUCGGAUUUUAAUCCGACUCGUAAAAUAUUCGGAUUUAAUUCGGAUUCAAUUCGCACUUAUUUCGGAUUUAAUUCGGAUUUAAUUGAUAAUGAAUCUAAGAUGAUUACCUUGAUGAAACGUAUAAGUAAUGUGGGUCUGUCUGUAUUAAUUCAUUUAAAUGUAAGUUGGAGUUCUAAUCAAAGUGAUUUACGACUUAUUAUAAACCACCUAAGGGGAAUAACACCUUACAUCUUAUAGAUUAACAGAUACAAUAUUGAAAUUAUGGUAAAGCUAUAUCUAUAUAAGACAAGCUGUAACAUUAGCAUGGCAUAGUGAUCGAAUCUCUUCAAUAAAAUCUUAACA